AGGACAUACAUUUCACUCGAAAGUAUAGGGCUAGGGUUUUUUGGCGGGGGGCGCCGUCUCCAUGGCGGGCGGCGAGUGGCGGGGAGAUUUCAGAUUUGGCGGUAGAGCUGAUGCGGUCAAAUUCGAGAGCAAAAGCAAGCAGGAUUGCCUGAGGCGGCGCCAGGUGAUCAGUGAAUUGCUCAAGAACAAGGAGAAGGAGAAGGAGAAAGAGAAGGAGCGAUUGAAUGGUAAGGAGAGCGGCCGUGAUCGGGAUCGCGGUUUCUUUGGCCCCAGCAGCAGCUCAAAACCUAUACAAAGACCGCUCAAGCCUGUCAGACCUAUCCCAAAGGCGAAACAAGAGUGUGUGAAGAAACUCAAGGAUGCUCGCGAUUUUACCUUCCUGUUUAACGAGGGUGGCAGUCCAGCGGCGCAGAAGCCUACCUCCAACGGGAGCUCUGUUCACAAUGUCAGGAGUAAAGCAAGCGAGGAACGUAAAGCUAGCGAACCUCGCAAAGCCGUGCAGAAGCCUCAGGAGCGUAAGGUGACGGAGGUGAAGGCUGGAAAACUUGCGCAGGAGAUUUUGAAGAGCAAUUCCUUGAAGCCGCCUGUUAAACUGGCUGGACCUACAGCUCCAAGGCCUUCGAGUGCUCCUCCAAGUACAUCAAAACCUACAGUGAAAGCAUCCAAGCCAAGCAGACCGCCGGUAAAGCCGAAAGUAAAUCCUCAGGAGGCAAAGAAGCUAAAAGAAGGGCGAGACUACAGUUUUUUGUUUGACGAUGGCGGCGAUUCAAAGCCUCGGAACGAGAGGCCCAAUGGAAGCAAGGACAUGCCACCGAGAUCUUCGGAAAAAAAGGUUGUCAGUUCGAGUACAAAAAUGUCCUCGAAGCCUGUACAGCCAUCAGUUAAACCUCCAUCAAGACCCGCAACGGCAGUGACAAAGACCACCGCGAAACCAGUCGAUAGACGGCCUUUACCUGACAAAAGAGUACCAGAUAAAAGGCCACUGCCAGAGAAAAGACCAAAUCAGCAACAAGGUGUGAAGCGCAAGCACGAAAGCGAGCCACCGGGACCUUCGAAACAGAGUAAGCCUCUUGUAAGCCAUUCCAAGCCACAGCCGAAGACCGCGAUCACGAAAAAUAAGUCGCUGAUCGACCGCAGACAUGCGUUUCGAGACCUUUCUAGCGACAGUGACGAGGAUGAGGAGAGGGGCAUCGUCAAAUUGCCAAAACAAUUCCGGUAUGCGAAGCUAACUUUCGUGGAUUCCUUGCCACAAGUGAUGUCUCUUCUGUUUGUUUUCAGGCUUUCAAGGCGUUACCGGGACGAUGGAUAUGAUUCCUCGGAUUCUUCCAACAUGGAAGUCGGGUUUAGUGCGAUCCAAGCGGAGGAAGCGCGAAGUGCUCGAAUUGCUCGCCAGGAGGACGAAGAACAGCUCAAGUUAAUCGAGGAGGAAGAACGGCAAGAAAGAUUGCGUAAGAGAAGGAAAGCGUGAAACGAGCCAUGUACAUUUGAUUCAUUGAAGGUAUGCUUCGACAUAAAGGAUAUUCUUUUUUUAAACGUAAAGGAUGUUUAUCCUUAA
Molecule: messenger RNA, 1555 nt
Organism: Selaginella moellendorffii
Lineage: Eukaryota; Viridiplantae; Streptophyta; Lycopodiopsida; Selaginellales; Selaginellaceae
Product: serine/arginine repetitive matrix protein 1-like
Exons: 8
Coding region: 62-1468 (468 amino acids)
Biological process (GO): nucleosome assembly; regulation of DNA-templated transcription
Cellular component (GO): nucleolus
Molecular function (GO): DNA binding; histone binding
Source: RefSeq, a predicted model, not a curated record